CAGAGGACCGCCCGCCGGCGCGCGCCCGGCUGUUCGGUACCUCGCCGCGUUCUCGGCCGCUUCCCUCUUCUCUCCCCCGCCCCCCGGCCUCCGCACCGACGCGGCGGUGGUUGGAGGCUUAGACGGAGCCCAUUCACGCCGGAGCCGGGCCCGGAGCCGCAAAGACGAGGAAACAUGGAGGCCUGAGCCGUGGUGCGCCACCCGUGCUGCGGCGGGACCGCGCUUCUCUGACGCCCUCUUGCCACCCGCCCUCCGUCGGUCCGUGGGUUUGGAAGCGGAGCUCCUGCAGACUGAGACAGAUCAAACCCAGGGCGAGCACUCUACCGCUGAGCCACAACCCCAGCACGAUCAAUUGUGUUUUAAUUGAAGGGUGAAAAGGAAAGUGCACUACCGCCCCAGCCCUUGCUUUGGAGUUUUUAUCUUGGCUAAUCCUCGUGGCAACUCAGAGAUAGUCUAAGUUAUACUGUGGAAAUGCAGGUGUAAAUUAUCUUACCACUUUAGAAGAUGGGAUCAAACAGCAGCAGGAUCAGUGAUCUUCCUAAAAAUGAGUACUUAAAAAAGUUAUCAGGCACAGAAUCUGUCUCUGAGAAUGACCCAUUCUGGAAUCAGCUUCUCUCCUUUUCUUUCCCUGCACCAWCUAGCAGUUCUGAGUUGAAGCUCUUGGAGGAGGCAACCAUUUCAGUCUGCAAGGCUUUAGUUGAAAACAAUCCUCGAACAGGAAAUCUUGGUGCACUAAUUAAGGUCUUCCUUUCUAGAACCAAAGAACUCAAACUUUCAGCAGAAUGUCAGAAUCACAUCUUCAUUUGGCAGACACAUAACGCUUUGUUUAUUAUUUGUUGUUUGCUGAAAGUGUUCAUCUGUGAAAUGUCAGAUGAGGAGUUACAACUUCAUUUUACUUAUGAAGAAAAGUCUCCUGGUAGUUUUGGUUCUGACUCAGAAGAUCUUUUGGAAGAAUUGCUCUGCUGUUUGAUGCAGUUAAUCACUGAUAUUCCACUCUUAGAUAUUACAUAUGAAAUAUCAGUGGAAGCUAUAUCAACAAUGGUUGUUUUCCUUUCCUGCCAACUCUUCCACAAAGAAAUUUUGCGACAGAGCAUUAGUCACAAGUAUUUGAUGCAAGGUCCAUGUCUUCCAUACACCAGCAAACUUGUGAAAACUUUAUUAUAUAACUUCAUAAGACAAGAAAAGCCUCCUCCUCCAGGAGCCCAUAUUUACCCCCAGCAGUCAGAUGGAGGAGGACUGCUUUAUGGACUGGCAUCAGGAGUAGCAACUGGACUCUGGACUGUGUUCACACUAGGAGGUGUGGGCAGCAAAGCGGCUGCCUCUCCAGAGCUUUCUUCCCCUCUGGCCAACCAGAGUCUCCUGCUUCUGCUGGUGCUGGCUAACCUGACAGAUGCUCCAGAUGCACCCAAUCCCUACAGACAGGCCAUUAUGUCCUUUAAGAACACACAAGAUAGCAGCCCUUUCCCCUCAUCAAUUCCACAUGCCUUCCAGAUUAACUUUAACAGUUUGUACACAGCCCUAUGUGAACAGCAAACAUCUGAUCAAGCAACGCUCCUCUUGUACACACUGCUCCAUCAGAAUAGUAAUGUCAGAACAUACAUGCUGGCUCGCACAGAUAUGGAAAAUCUUGUUUUACCAAUUCUUGAGAUUCUGUAUCAUGUUGAAGAAAGAAAUUCACACCAUGUAUAUAUGGCCCUUAUAAUAUUAUUGAUCCUUACAGAAGAUGAUGGCUUCAAUAGGUCCAUUCACGAAGUGAUAUUAAAAAAUAUUACUUGGUAUUCAGAACGGGUUUUAACUGAAAUUUCACUGGGGAGUCUCCUGAUUCUGGUUGUAAUAAGAACCAUUCAGUACAAUAUGACAAGGACAAGAGACAAGUACCUUCACACAAAUUGUUUGGCAGCGCUAGCAAAUAUGUCAGCACAGUUUCGCUCCCUCCAUCAGUAUGCUGCACAGAGGAUCAUCAGUUUGUUUUCUUUGCUGUCUAAAAAACAUAACAAAGUUCUGGAACAAGCCACACAGUCCUUGAGAGGUUCACUGAGUUCCGAUGAUGUUCCUCUGCCAGAUUAUGCACAGGACCUUAAUGUCAUUGAAGAAGUGAUUCGAAUGAUGUUGGAGAUCAUCAAUUCCUGCCUGACAAAUUCUCUCCACCACAACCCAAACUUGGUGUAUGCACUGCUUUACAAACGCGAUCUCUUUGAACAGUUUCGAACUCAUCCUUCAUUUCAGGAUAUAAUGCAAAAUAUUGAUCUGGUAAUCACCUUCUUUAGCUCAAGGUUGCUACAAGCUGGAGCUGAGCUUUCCGUGGAGAGGGUCUUGGAGAUCAUUAAGCAAGGAGUUGUUGCACUGCCCAAAGACAGACUAAAGAAAUUUCCAGAAUUGAAAUUCAAAUACGUGGAAGAGGAGCAGCCCGAGGAGUUUUUCAUCCCCUACGUGUGGUCUCUGGUCUACAACUCAGCAGUGGGCCUGUACUGGAACCCACAGGACGUCCAGCUGUUCACAAUGGAUUCUGACUGAGGCAGGACGCACCUCCCACCACCCCAGCCAAACAGCCCUGCUAGUUAUUUUAUUUCUGGGGAACAGAGGCAGACAGAAUGCCCAGUGUGUCUUCUAUCAGAGAGGAUCACGAACGUGUUUCCCUCGCACACUUAGAUUUGGAGAAUUGAUGCCAGUUGGCAAUAGAUCAUUCAGCUUAGAUUGUAGUGCAAGGGGUUGGGGGCACACAACAAUAAUAAACAUGAAAACCUGCUAGUCAACAUGCAGUUUUAUUUCUAAACCAAAAAUCUAGAGCUUCCCAGGAUCCUGAUGCCCUAGGCACAUAAUAAACACAGCAGUACACACUAUUUUUUUUUUUGUUGUUGUUGUUAGCACAUUUAAGACUUUGUUUUGGCCAUGUAGGCACACAUGCCUGUGUGUGUGUGUGUGUGUGUGUGUGUGCGCGCGCGCGCGCGCUCGCAUGUGCACACCUCUCAGCAGUCCACAGUGUCCUAAACACUGGCCUGGGCAGUGCAGCACUAGCCUUUCAAGGCUCUUUGUCUUUCCCUCAAAGAAAGAAAAAGGCUCCUUUGGGGAGAGUUGGCCUCUGAACUACAGCUGGAGUUCAACUAGAGCGUCACACAGGUUAAGUGAAUCUGCUCUGUAUUCAUCACCGGGAAAAGAAAAGCUUAAUUUUGAAAGCAGUUGUUUUCCUUCAACCAGGCUAGUCAAAGCAAAAGGAGACUCAUUUAUUAAUGCUAUAAUCCAGGCGAAAAUGAAAAACAUGAUUUUCUCUUUGUUUCUAAUACUUUAAAAAUGCUUUGGGGCCAUGAAAACUGUGGGUUUGGCCCCUGAGCUAGAGGAAGGGGCUUCUCUGAGGAACAUGCCACUGAGCUGUGUUGAGCAGAAUCGUGGUAUGAGGACCAUAGGACUGUCCUUUCAAGCCACACACUGUCCCUGGCCAGUCCCUGCCCAGUAGAGACAAGGAGCCUAGUUUCACUGUCAGGAAUGUGAAAAAGCAUCUGCAGGUUUCCUAAUGGGAAGCGCAUGACCCAGAUGAGGCUGGGCAGCUGCUUCAGCCGGCAGUCACCMCUGCAGUUCUUCAGGACCAGUGUCUCUGCCUGUCUCCGCACCCCUGGGACUGGGAAUCUAGUCAUUUUGGUCUGUCACAUCCUCCGACACCAUACCUGAUGUAAAGGUUAAAACCAUGCCAGCACUUCAGUGUACCUCUGUGUGAUUUCCACCUGUGAAAAGCCAGGGCCGGGCCGUCUUUAUUGGCUUUUGGCUUAGGAGCGUUCCCUUACCCUCAUUUGGACAGGGUGAAGUGGAAGCCCCUGAGGCCAGAUGACGAAGGGUCUGGAGAGGUGGGCACAGGAAGCAAAUGCAUCCCAGGGGCUGGCUCCUGGCCCUCCCAGAGAUCCUCGCAGGGACUCAGCUGCUUCACGUGACUGGGCCCGCCUCCCUCUCAGCACUUGUGUUGUCAGGCCCCUCUGUCCCCAAAAAUGGCCAUGGACUCCCAUCCUGUGGUCUGUGUGGGAUCUCUGGCUGGUGCUGUGGCUCACACCUUCUCCUCAGUCCAGCUUUGGGGUGCAGGUGACCUGAAGGUGGAAUGACUUGGUUGUCAUUUGAGGUAGCAUUAUGCCUAUUUCCUAUGUGGGAAAUGACUUACAGCUUUAAUUUGUUUCCAAUUCUAAUUUGCUUUCUUUUCCUUUGAACAAACAGCAUCAAAAAAUAAAAAGGUUUUUAAGUGUUA
This is a messenger RNA of Urocitellus parryii (Arctic ground squirrel), 4225 nucleotides long. RefSeq names its product dymeclin (gene Dym). NCBI's taxonomy places the organism in Eukaryota, Metazoa, Chordata, Mammalia, Rodentia, Sciuridae. Gene Ontology annotation, biological process: Golgi organization. The record is from RefSeq and is a predicted model, not a curated record. Gene Ontology annotation, cellular component: Golgi apparatus.